AUGUAUAGAAAGAAGGAUUUUGCGGCUGAGUAUGCUAGGAUUAAAAAAAGGAAUAGAGGAUGUUGGGAAUACCUAGAAGAAAUUGGCGUCGAGAAUUGGAGCAGAGCUCAUUUUGCCGGCGAGAGGUAUAAUUUGAUGUCAUCUAACAUUGCUGAGUCCUUGAACAAUGCAUUGAUACCAGCUAGAGGUAGUCCUGUUGUAGCAUUGCUGGAGUUUAGUAGGAAAAUGCUAGCUAGGUGGUUUGAAUCACGUAGGAAAAAGAUUUUGAGAACUGUUGGUGAUAUACCUAUAGCAGUUGAAAGAGAGUUGUUGAAACGGUUCAAAGGAGGACUAGGGAUGGGUGUACUUGCUGUAGGAGAAUGGGAUUUCGAGGUUACAUCAAAGGAUGGAAAACAGUUCCUUGUGUCAGUGAAAGACAAAACCUGCUCCUGCAUGGAGUUUCAGAAGCUCAAGUUCCCUUGCACUCACGCAAUGGCUGCAGCUCAUGACAGGGGUUUGGAGUACAUGACACUUGUUGGACAGAUGUAUAGGAUAUCAACAUGGACUCCUACAGUAGGAACAUCUAUACUGCAUGUCCAAGAUCCAGCGGAAGUGAGUUGUCUGCUUGAGUCCUCCGAUAACGAGGAGACCACCAGGGAGACCCCCGAAGUUGCGCAUCCACUCUGCAGGAGAGGAAAUAAUAAGUCGAGGCAACCAAACAAGUGUGGACGUUGCGGUGGUUUUGGACACAAUAGGGUAACAUGUACUGCUCCUCUCCGAUGA
Camelina sativa (false flax) is the source of this 762-nucleotide messenger RNA. The record is from RefSeq and is a predicted model, not a curated record. Lineage: Eukaryota; Viridiplantae; Streptophyta; Magnoliopsida; Brassicales; Brassicaceae.